AGAAAUACUUAUACAACACACAAACUCCCGUCAAACUCCCUCCCAAAAUAUAACUCUUCCUUCCUUCCUUCUUUUACACAGCGGAAAACUGGAAAUGUUUUGCGCUUUCUCUUUACGUGCAAACUAACCAAACAAUCAAAACAAAACCAAAUCUUUAUGUCGAGUGCAUGCAGUAUGGAUGGAUUUCGAUUCCACUCCUUACGAAAACGUCUCGUUUUUUAGUUUUUGUUUCUGGAAAAGUAAAACGCGUUUGACUUUCAUCUUUUGACGGAAGGAAGAAAUAAUCUUUCAAGCGAAUGGGUCGUUGCCCGUGUUUUGGUUCGAGGAAGAAGGGAACCAAGCUCAACAACAGUGAUAAACAUGAAGAUGUUAUGAGGAUACACAAGCCUGAUCAAUCAUCUUCUGAUGUCACUCCUUUCAGUGCAAAAAUCAAUUCAGUGUCAAGACGGCAAAGGUCAGCUCCAAAAAAUGGGCCUAAUACCAAUCAAGAUGAUCACAUAUUCUCCUAUGAAGAGCUUGCAGCUGCAACGAAUAACUUUUCGGAAGACAACUUUAUUGGGCAGGGUGGAUUUGGAGCUGUUUAUAAAGGGCAAUUAAGUCGUACUGGUCAGCAGGCUGUGGCCGUCAAACAACUAGAUAAGGCAGGUGCUCAAGGGGAGAAGGAGUUUCUGGUAGAGGUUCUCAUGCUUUCUCUUUUGCGCCACCCUAACCUUGUGAGUUUAAUUGGGUACUGUGGCGAUGGGGAUCAGCGUCUUCUUGUCUACGAAUACAUGCCCCUAGGAUCCUUGGAAGAUCACCUCCAUGAUCUUGCGCCUGAUCAGGACCCUCUGGAUUGGAAUACGAGGAUGAAGGUAGCUGCUGGUGCCGCCAAGGGAUUGGAAUAUCUCCACAAUCAAGCAAACCCUCCUGUUAUAUAUAGGGACUUAAAAUCAGCUAAUAUAUUACUGGGUCCGGGGUUCCACCCAAAACUCUCAGAUUUUGGACUUGCAAAAUUUGGUCCAACUGAGGAUAAAUCACAUGUUUCCACUAGGGUCAUGGGCACCCAUGGUUACUGUGCUCCUGAGUAUGCCACAACUGGAAAAUUGACCAUCAAAUCAGACAUUUUCUGUUUCGGUGUAGUCUUGUUGGAGCUGAUUACUGGACGUCAGGCAAUGGAUGAUAGUCUCGGUCGUGAAAGAAUGCUUGUCAAUUGGGUACGUCCAAGGUUCAAAGACCGCAAGAAUCUUUUGCAGUUAGCAGAUCCAAUGCUGAGAGGACAGUUCUCAGAAUCUACCUUGAAAAAGGCUCUAAAUGUUGCAUUCAUGUGCAUCCAGGAGACUCCUUCUCUCCGUCCACCUAUCAAUGAAGUGGUUCUUGCUCUUGAUUACUUGGUGAAUCAUCAGUAUGACCCAAAUGAGGCCACCAAAAUUCCUCGUAAGAAGAAGUCUGAGCAUAGCUCUCCAAAGGAAACAACCAAGAUUAUAGACAAAGAUGCAGAAAGGGAGCGAGCUGUUGCAGAGGCAAGGACAUGGGGAGAAGCUUUAAGACGGGAAAGGUUGGAAAAAAAUGGAGAGUAGUUAUGAUAGGGUAAACAGUGUUAAGAGUUUAAUCCCACCUGUUGAAUCAUUUCCUCCGGUUGGGUGAACAAACCUCAGCAUGGAUAAUAGUUUGGAAGACAUUGCAAGGAUACUGAAGCAUAGCAAAGGUUUAAGUGUUGAGCACUGUGGAGAAAGUCGUAAGAUCAUCGUUAAAGCUGAUGCUGCAUAAUAAAAUGAGUAUAUAUCUUCACCAGAUUGACUUUCUUGCUGAUUGAACACCAUUAAUAUUAUCACUAUAGAAAGGGAAUAAGUUAUUUGCUAUCUCAAUUACUGCUAUAUAGCUCUGUGCUUCAGGUACUUCAACAUUUCUUUGCUUUAUGUGAAUUGUGUAUAAUUCUGGAAAAUAUAAAGGAAACUCCAGCUCUUGGUUUGUUCA
Messenger RNA from Pistacia vera, 1953 nucleotides. Its product is annotated as serine/threonine-protein kinase PBS1-like. Gene Ontology annotation, biological process: protein phosphorylation. Gene Ontology annotation, molecular function: ATP binding; protein kinase activity. Bases 297 to 1556 code for a protein of 419 amino acids. Lineage: Eukaryota; Viridiplantae; Streptophyta; Magnoliopsida; Sapindales; Anacardiaceae. The record is from RefSeq and is a predicted model, not a curated record. The transcript is spliced from 6 exons.